Messenger RNA from Drechmeria coniospora, 1377 nucleotides. RefSeq names its product AAA family ATPase Pontin. NCBI's taxonomy places the organism in Eukaryota, Fungi, Ascomycota, Sordariomycetes, Hypocreales, Ophiocordycipitaceae. The coding region runs from base 1 to 1377 and encodes 458 amino acids. The transcript has 4 exons. The record is from RefSeq and is a predicted model, not a curated record. Gene Ontology annotation, molecular function: DNA helicase activity; ATP binding; ATP hydrolysis activity. Gene Ontology annotation, biological process: box C/D snoRNP assembly; chromatin remodeling; regulation of transcription by RNA polymerase II. Gene Ontology annotation, cellular component: Swr1 complex; NuA4 histone acetyltransferase complex; Ino80 complex.
AUGGUCCAAAUCAGCGAGAUCAAGGGCAACAAGCGCGACAACCGGACGGCGGCCCACACGCAUAUCAAGGGCCUCGGGCUGAAAGCGGAUGGACGAGCGGAAACCCAAGCCGGCGGCUUCGUUGGCCAGGGACCUGCUCGAGAGUCCUGCGGCGUCGUCGUCGAUCUCAUUCGAGCCCAGAAGAUGGCCGGUCGGGGCGUGCUGCUGGCGGGAGGACCCGGAACGGGCAAGACGGCGCUCGCGCUCGCCAUCAGCCAAGAGUUGGGCACGAGGAUUCCCUUCUGCCCCAUCGUCGGCAGCGAAAUCUACUCGACCGAGGUGAAGAAGACGGAGAUGCUCAUGGAAAACUUUAGGAGAGCCAUCGGGCUCAAGGUUCGGGAGACCAAGGAGGUCUACGAGGGCGAGGUGACGGAGCUGACGCCCGAGGAGGCCGAGAACCCGCUGGGCGGGUACGGAAAGACCAUCAGCACGCUGCUCAUCGGGCUGAAGAGCGCCAAGGGGCAGAAGAAGCUUCGGCUGGACCCCAGCAUCUACGAGGCCAUCCAGAAGGAGCGCGUGACGGUCGGCGACGUCAUCUACAUCGAGGCCAACACGGGCGCCUGCAAGCGCGUCGGUCGAUCGGAUGCCUACGCGACCGAGUUUGACCUCGAGGCCGAGGAGUACGUGCCGAUCCCAAAGGGCGACGUGCACAAGAAGAAGGAGAUUGUGCAGGACGUGACGCUGCACGACCUCGACGUCGCCAACGCUCGGCCGCAGGGCGGUCAGGACAUCAUGAGCAUGAUGGGCCAGCUCAUGAAGCCCAAGAUGACGGAGAUUACGGAGAAGCUGCGGGCCGAGAUCAACAAGGUGGUCAGCAAGUACAUUGACCAGGGCGUCGCCGAGCUCGUGCCGGGCGUCCUCUUCAUCGACGAGGCGCACAUGCUCGACGUCGAAUGCUUCACGUACCUCAACAGGGCAUUGGAAUCGCCGAUAGCGCCAAUCGUCGUUCUCGCCUCGAACCGCGGCAUGUGCACGAUACGGGGCACCGAGGACAUCGUGGCGGCGCAUGGCAUCCCCAGCGACUUCCUCGCCCGACUCCUCAUCAUCCCCACGGCGCCCUACCAGGCGGACGAGAUCAAGAAGAUUGUGCGGAUACGGGCGACGACGGAGGGUGUCGCCGUGAGCGACGGCGCCGUCGACAAGAUUUCCGACCACGGGGUCCGCAUCAGCCUGCGGUACUGCCUGCAGUUGCUGACGCCCGCGAGCAUCCUUGCCAAGGCCAAUGGGCGUUCGCAGAUCGACGUGCAGGAUGUUGCCGAGUGCGAGGACCUGUUCCUCGACGCCAGGCGGAGCGCGGCCCUGCUCAGCAGCGAAGCUGGACGGGGCUACAUCUCGUAG